AUGGAUCUGCUGAACCUGCUACCAGGGAAAGCAAGAAGGAAAACUACCUAUAAAAUAGAACAUGAAAAAUUAAGUCAAGAAGCAGGGUAUAUUAUUAUUAAACCUUCAAACGCCGAAAAUGUGUUCGCCAACGCUAUUGUUGAUAAAGUUAGAAAUAGGUUAGAGGGGACUAUAAGUUCUCCUGAUCGUCUUGAUACGUUAUCAUCAAAACUUAGCGAGACGGUAGGAAAUUUGUAUGAUGGUGAAGCUCUUGAAGAAGAUUUUGAUCCCAACAUUGAUAAUAGCUUCAAGGGUAUGGUUAAUUCCUACAAUGUUAAUUUUGAACAUAUCAAAUCAAAAGGAACUAUGGACCACAAUCGAACAAUUGAUGCAAUUCCUCUUCCAGUGAAACUAGACAAUGGUGGCAUUUUUGCUUCAGAAAGUAAUAAUCACUCCUUGCGAGAUUCCAAGACUGAUACAAUAUCCUGCAAUUCAUUAACAUCCAACCAUACUCAGCAUGCAAGGUCAAGUUCUGGGAUUCAUACUGCUCAACUUCAGGAAACUCAAAAAGUUAUUACUGAUGUGAAGUCGGCACUGUUCACCUCAUCAUCUAUAUCUUCGAACUCUAAUUUGCAGAAAGUUAAAGCAACCCGAAUAUCUGCACCAAAUUUUAAUACCAACGAAGAUAGAGGUUACACACAAACUCAAAUUAUAAAAAACAUACAAUUUGAUGAAGGAAAAUAUUCUGAGACUCAAUUGAUACCAGAAAUUACUGAUGAUGACGACUGCCGCAGUCUGCAUAAUGCACAAGGGCCGGAUUCACAAACUUUAUCUACAUUAGCUGAUACCCUGGAAAGUAAGUUAUCGGAAAAACUCCGGGCUACUGUGCCCAACCAAGUAAUAUCACAAUCAAAUAAAAAGAAGGAAGAACUUGCGAUACAUAAAUUUCAACGCGAUUUAGGAGAAGCUGAGGAUGAAAAUAACAAAGUUACUGAGCACAUUUUGCCGUCCUAUGUUGCUCUUCAGAACCACAUUUUUACUAAGGAGGCAUUUUUAGAUGACUUCGAACUCUCGGGACAAGAAGUCGAUUAUUCAUCGACGGCUACUCGAGUAAAAGAAACAGUAUCGAAUGAUAUUUCUUCUGAUGUUUCCUCUAAUACAAACGCUGUUUAUGAUAACCUCACAGAUAAUUUUGGUACUAUUACAAGGGAUGCGUAUGCUGAAGAGGCCAAGCCACCAUUACUUCCUUUACAGUCAAUGAAGAAUACUGUAGGACAGGAUAUAAUUCUUGAUAGCAGUUCAGAUGAAGAACAUGCUAGCAACCAAUUUGCAACAUCAACAAUGGUGAAAGCUGCUCUUUUAAAUAUUAAAGCAAAAAUUUCAAAAAACAUGAACCUCUCAAAAAACGCUGAACAAAGUAUAAAUUCACCUACUCUUAAACAACUAUUCAUAUCAUUAAAAAAAGCUAAUAAAAAACAGAUAUUAGAUCAUAGGAGAGAAAUUACUGAAAAGAGGGGCAUUUCGUUAGAGCAGUUGGAACAGGAGAGGGAAAAAGUUGAAGAUUUAUUGGAACAAAAGAUUAAACGAAACAGAAGAAUAAGAUUACGGGAGAAGAAGAAGGAAAAUGAACUUCGGCUUAGGUACGAAGAUAUUAAUAACUGUAGUACAGGAAGUAGUGAUGGAGAUGCGAAUUCCGAAAUCCCCGAAAGCGAUACAAGUGAGGAGAGUGAUGAUAUUGAAGUUGAUGAGACAAAUUUACUAGCAGAUGAUGACGAAUAUUCGGACAUUGAUGUAUCUGAUAUCCAGAAUUCUUGCAAUAAGAAUAUAGAAUGGACUGCUAACAAUAAAAAACAAGAAAUAGCGAAUGAGGUAACAGAAGAAGAAGAAGAAGAAGAAGAAGAAGAAGAAGAAGAAGAAGAAGAAGAUAAAAUAAUCGUUAAUCGCCAUUAUCACCACAAGUUUCGGUUAGCAGAAAAUAGAUUUCAUACAAGCAAAGCACCUAAGAAUACGAUCGAUCUUGGUGCUUAUGGAGAUAAUCUAAACCUUGGGAAUGCCGGAUUACCAAACAACGAUGAGUACCUGACUUAUAGGAUUAAGAAAUUUGAAGGGCUAUCUCCUUCAAAAUCAGCUACAACUGAACUCGAUGUCAAGUCAGAUUUGGCAGCUGAGUCAUCUAUUCUGGAGACUAUUAAGGAUGGUAAUUGGAGGCUAAAAAAAUCAGGAGAAAUUGAGACUGGUGAAGAGGAAGAACCUAAAGAAGAAGGCGAGGAGGAAAAACGUAAAAUUGUCAAAGAACUUAUGCUCAAGUUAAGGUUGCAGGAGAAAAUCAAACGACAAAAACAAAAGGAGAUGCGCAAAUUAGGUGUGAAUAAAAUGGUUGAAUUGGAAGCAGAUGAAUCUGAAGAUGAGUGGCAUGGUGUUGGUGGUGUUGACUAUGAAGCCUCUGACGAAUAUGAUUCGGAUUUAGAUAAGAUGAUCGAUGACUAUAACAAAAAUGAAUUUGAUCCUGUUGAAAUUCGUAAAAUUCUAGCAUCAGAAGAUCUUCAACAUGAUAAAAACAUGGUUAAUAAAAUCUUGCAUGAUAUUAAGACUGGUGGUUUUCGGAAGAGAGGUAGAGGUGAAUUGGAUCUUGAAUUAAGUGAAGAUGAAGAUGGCAUCCUGCAAAGCUACCGAGCUAAAAGAUGGAAUGAACAGAAGCAGAAAAUGCUAGACAGUGAACAUAAUACUUCCGUGAAGUCUAACCCCAAAUCGCUUCCUUUCUUUGAAUCUAUGGUCGAUGAAUUUACUAUCCCUGUUGAAAGAGCCUUGGGUACUCCUGAUUCUCCACCAGCCCAGUCUACAAAUGUUUUAGAAUUGAAGCAGAAUACAAAACAAAAGAUAGUAAUAUCCGAGCAUUUUGUUAAACAGACAUUGUCUUUUUUAACUAGUGAUGAAAAUAUGACCAACAUGCGAUCAGAAAUAAAUGUUGAGAAACCUAACAAUGAUAAUGACAUUUACAGUAGCGAAGUCGAAGACCUCUAUACUCUGAAGGAAACUAGUACAAUUAAGGUAUUAAACACAUAUUCUGGCAAGCCUAUUGUUAACGAAGAUGAAGAUGGUGCUGAAUUUGGAUUUAAAGCUCCUUCUGUAAUGCAGACUUUUGGUUCGAGAAAUGAUGUUAACGAUAAAUUUAAGGAUGGCUUCAAGAGCGUCAAAAUAUCCAAUAAGUAUAAAACUUUGGGUAGCUCGAGAGCAGCUAUCACAUUCUUAGGAAAGAAAAGGAAAUUAAUCAUUCCUAAACGCUCUUCAAAAUCCCCAAGGGACAGCGCACAUCGUUCAAUAAAGAAUAGAUUAAAACAUCAAGCAUUUUUGGAAAAUACUGAUACUUUUGAGGCCUAG
Molecule: messenger RNA, 3357 nt
Organism: Eremothecium cymbalariae DBVPG#7215
Lineage: Eukaryota; Fungi; Ascomycota; Saccharomycetes; Saccharomycetales; Saccharomycetaceae
Gene: MRC1
Product: chromatin-modulating protein MRC1
Exons: 1
Coding region: 1-3357 (1118 amino acids)
Biological process (GO): mitotic DNA replication checkpoint signaling; mitotic G2 DNA damage checkpoint signaling; activation of protein kinase activity
Molecular function (GO): anaphase-promoting complex binding
Source: RefSeq, a predicted model, not a curated record